CAACGAUCCACAGGGCCGUGGAGGCUAUUGAGGAGCACGUUCGAUGUGGCUGUUGUUGGUGGUGGACUUGUGGGGCUCGCGUCUGCCAGAGAGCUUGUUCUGCGACAUCCAUCCCUCACUUUUGCUGUGCUGGAAAAGGAGAAAGAGCUAGCCUGUCACCAGAGUGGACAUAACAGUGGAGUAAUUCACAGUGGAAUUUACUACACCCCUGGAUCUCUGAAAGCUAAAUUAUGUGUGCAGGGCGCUGCCCUCUGCUAUGAGUACUGUGACCAAAAGGGAAUUCCCUAUAAGCAAUGUGGCAAGCUAAUUAUAGCAGUGGAACAAGAAGAAAUCCCAAGACUCAAGGCGCUGUAUGAAAGAGGGUUACAGAAUAAUGUCAGAGAUCUGAGAUUAAUAAGUGCCAAAGAGAUGCAAGCAAAGGAGCCGUUUUGCAGAGGUCUGAUGGCCCUUGAUUCCCCAUACACAGGCAUUGUGAAUUAUAGACAAGUGGCCCUAUCAUAUGCUGAAGAUUUUCAGAAAGCAGGUGGGAGAGUGUUGACUGAUUUUGAAGUAACCAACAUGGAAAUGGCUAAAGAAAGUCCUCCAGAAAGUACAGAAGGGUUGAAACAUCCAGUUGUUGUUAGAAACUCAAAGGGAGAGGAAGUCUACUGUCAACACAUUGUUACCUGCGCAGGACUGUACUCGGAUCGCCUGUCUCAGAUCAGUGGAUGCAGCCCAGAACCUCGCAUUGUUCCCUUCCGGGGAGACUACUUGGUGCUGAAGCCAGAAAAAUGCUAUAUGGUGAAAGGAAACAUUUAUCCAGUUCCUGAUCCUCGGUUUCCUUUUCUGGGAGUCCAUUUUACACCGAGGAUGGAUGGCAGCGUAUGGCUUGGUCCUAAUGCAGUGCUGGCCUUCAAGCGAGAAGGCUACAAACUGUUUGACUUCAGCCCAAAAGAUUUUGGAGAUGCAGUUCUUUACAGUGGCUUAUGGAAACUGGUGAGCAGAAACCUUUCUUCUGGAAUGAAUGAAAUGUAUAGAGCAUGUUUCCUUAGUGCACAGGUGAAGCAACUACAGAAGUUCAUCCCUGAAGUUACCAUUAAUGAUAUACUCAGGGGUCCAUCUGGAGUAAGAGCCCAGGCCUUGGACAGUGAGGGAAAUCUAGUAGAUGACUUUGUCUUUGACGGAGGCACCGGAGAUAUUGGAAGCAGAAUUCUUCAUGUCAGGAAUGCGCCUUCCCCUGCUGCUACCUCUUCUCUUGCCAUUGCAAAGAUGAUUGCAAAGGAAGUAGAGGAAAGGUUUGGACUGUGAUGCAGCUGACAAGCUCGGCAUUCUGUGCAUCCCUCUCUUGUGUUUAGCAUCAUGUUAGCGCUGAACAAGUUCUGCAGUUUGUAAUAACAGAGAUAAUUUGGAGCCGUCAUUGUUUGGUAGAUAAACACUGGCGCAUAGGUUGUACAAUGCAAAAGCAGCAUUUUGAUUGUUUGCUUCCAUAAGCCCAUGACUUCUCAACUCUCCUACUAGAGAGGUGAUAUCCAAUAAAAACUUGGGGAAUGGAAGCUUCCUCUGAAGGCUCCAAAACACCGUUUGAGUAUGAGGGACAAAAACUUGUUAGUGUCUGGCUGGAAGGAAGGAGACAACUGCUUUGAAGGGUAGAUACAAUGAUGCCCCCACAAAGUCUGCAUCUCUGGGCAGGGUGCUAGGCAGUAACUCUAUUCUUCAGUCACAGGGAGGCAGCAGGAGUGAGCAGGGAGAGCGACUGCUGAAUGUGCUGCCCAGCUUUUUUUUUUUUUUUUUUCUUUUUUCCAUGCUUUCUGCCCUGACCAGGGCUUCUCCACUCUGUGCCACUGCAGUACGGUGGUCCUUUGAAGUACCAUGGGUAGGGAGAAGCUCUAUUGGUUUCUAAAGGGGUCUGUGGAACCGACUCAUUUACAAAAGGAGGGAGCAUCAGUUGAGCACCUGUUAUGAAAUGUAAAAGUGAAAGAAAGUAGCAUUUUGUCAUAGCAACAUCAGGAAAGAUGCACAAGCCCUGACAAGUUUUAUUUGAUUUUUCUUUACCGUUUCUACCCAGAUGUAUGUAUUGCACAUAGCAAUAUUGCAAGUCCACAGCUGGUCUCAACAAGCUGUGGUUAUACGUGGAGAUUAAGACAAAGUAAAUGCUUUGAUAAAAGCCACUUCCCAUAAAACUAGAAUUUGGGGCUCAUCACUGAUCAGCAGCUACUUCAUUUUUUGAAGACGAAUCAUGCAAAAUGAGCAUAUUUGAUACUGGGUGUCAAGCACUGCCGUGAACAUCUACUUGUAGAAACAAACGUGGAAGUGAGGGAAGUUAGAAACCCUGCCUUUUGAAUGGAGUCGUGGUGCGCUCUGCCUUCACUUGGAGUUGGAAUAGCAACGAAUCAUGGUCAUUUACCACUUCCCCUCCUGCCACAUGACUGGGGUCUUUGCGAGGACUGUUAGGGGGUUUUGAGACUGUCACUUGGGAACUUUAUGUUCCCUCUUAUACUUGUUGCUUCAAACACUCCGAAGUGUUCUCAGAAGUGUGCCUGGAAGUGAAACUUCUGUGGCAUCCAGAAAUUGGUCUUUAAAAUAGAGGGCUUUAAAACAAGCUCUGAAGUAACUCAGCCAUGAGUGCCUUGGUAUGUUCAGCAUAAUUACUACAAAACAGACAAUUGUGGAGCCCCAGGGGCAUGGUGCUAUAAGUGCGCUUUUAAAGCAGAGGUUCAUGGGAUGUUGGGAAAUGUAGAUAAUUAAAGGGAGUUAGCUACUUGGCAAUUUGGCACAUUCAGGCUUUUUUAAAAGAUUACCUAUACUUCUGUGAGAUAAGUACAUGUGCUUGCAUUAGCACAGGAGUUCAGUUAAAAAUACUAAACAGCGUCUACAUCUGUUAUAUAAAAUAACAUAGGAUUUGGCAGUCCCGUUUGCUAAAGAAAUGUCUCUGUUUCUCUUUCCGGAUGAAAAGUACUUUCCCAGGAAAAUAUUUGCGAACUCUCAGCGAGUGUAAAAGGGCAAGUCACAAACUCAAGUAAAUAGCUUCUUGGAGAGAAAUCCCUGUCCAUGCCAUAUUUUAAGCCGAAUAAAAAGUUAGAAUGGGAUCGCCUACUCAAAUACUAAAUGCAGUAGUAUGGUGGUACAAAAGUGCCAUACCAACAUAAUUAAAAUAGUUCCUUCCCGCAACUGUAAAUGCUACCAGAAGAUUGCAAAAGCAGCUGACUCCCACAUGAGGUGUGGCCCUAACAUGUAUUAACAGAAUAAAGAACACUAAAAGGUAAACCAGUCAUGCAGUAUGGUGAACCUUAAAGCAGCAAGUUUAACUGUACAGCUGCUGGGUCUUGAAAGCAUCUUGGUCUAAUUAACUUUGGGGAGGUGUCUGUUUUCGGCUACCAUUCAUUCGAUGCUUUUUCAUUUUUAAUCUUUCAUCAAAUUCUGUAAAAUAUUGUUUCUAAAGAGAUGUAAACAUUUUUUUAAAAGGAAACCUAAUUUUGUAACUUAUUGUCGGGGGAUGUUAAUGCACAGACUAAGUUUUGAGACGUUUGAAAAAUUAUCAAUAUUUUUAUUUUAAAACUAAAAUGUCUAAUCCAGGUGCAUCACUUCA
This is a messenger RNA of Gavialis gangeticus (Gharial), 3565 nucleotides long. It is a transcript of the gene L2HGDH, whose product is annotated as L-2-hydroxyglutarate dehydrogenase. The record is from RefSeq and is a predicted model, not a curated record. Gene Ontology annotation, molecular function: (S)-2-hydroxyglutarate dehydrogenase activity; (S)-2-hydroxy-acid oxidase activity. Lineage: Eukaryota; Metazoa; Chordata; Crocodylia; Gavialidae. The annotation marks the transcript as partial. The transcript is spliced from 10 exons.